AUGUCUAAUAUAUCGCUAGAUAAAGAAACGUUCUAUCGGCGUAUGAAGAGACUGUAUGCAGCAUGGAAGGCAUCAGCAGCAGACUCAAAAAGUGAUGAUGCUUUAGCUAAGGUAGAUUGCCUUGUUUCAUGCGUGGGAGUCGACGAGGAUACACUUUACAGUAAAUCGACUGCAUUACAGACAUGGCUAUUUGGUUAUGAACUCCCUGACACAAUUACUGUACUCACAGAGCAAAGUAUGUGUUUUUUAGCCAGUAAAAAGAAAAUAGAAUUUCUCAGACAAAUAGAAAAUGGCAAAGAAGAAACAGAGCUACCUCCAGUAAAAUUAUUAAUUAGGGACAGGAAUGACAAAGAUAAGGAAAACUUCAAUAAAUUAAUCCAAGAGAUAAAAAAAUCUAAAUCAGGAAAGACAUUGGGUGUGUUUGCAAAAGAUAAUUAUCCAGGAGAGUUCUGUGAAAGUUGGAAGAAUGUGAUAAAAUCUGAAAAAUUUGAGAAUAUCGAUGUCAGUUCAUCUAUUGCCCUACUUAUGGCACCAAAAGAAGAUCCUGAAGUUAUUACUAUUAAAAAAGCAUGUUUGGUCACUGUUGAUGUAUUUACAAAAUAUCUAAAAGAUCAAAUUAUGGAGAUUAUUGAUUCAGAUAAGAAAGUGAAACAUACAAAAUUAGCUGAAGGUGUAGAAGCAGCCAUUUCUGAUAAGAAAUAUGUAACAGGUGCAAGAUAUAAGUCGUACUGUUCAAACAUAGUUCGGACAUUGCUAGUAAACCCAACGGAUGACAUUCAGAGCAAUUACAAUUUUCUUGUGAAUCUAGAAGAAGAAGUUAUGAAACAUUUAGUUGCUGGUGCCAAAUUAUCGUCUGUGUAUGAAGCUGGACUGGCGCUAGCAAAGAAAGAAAAACCGGAGCUUGUUGAUAACUUGACAAAAACAUUUGGAUUUGCUAUGGGUAUAGAGUUUCGUGAGAGCUCAAUAGUGAUUGGUCCGAAAACAUCAAUUGUUGCAAAGAAAGGCAUGGUGUUCAAUAUUAACAUUGGCUUAGCCAAUCUUAGCAACAAAACAGCAUCAGAUAAAGAAGGAAAGACUUAUGCCUUGUUCAUUGGAGACACAGUAUUGGUCAAUGAGGAACAGCCCGCUUCUCUCCUCACUCAAUCUAAGAAGAAAAUCAAGAAUAUAGGUAUUUUCUUGAAGGACGACGACGAAGAGGAAGAAGAAGAAAAGGAAAAUAAGACUGAAAUACUCGGACGGGGCAAAAGAACAGCAGUCAUCGAGUCCAAGUUGAGAACAGAACAUUCCUCAGAAGAGAAAAGAAAAGAGCAUCAGAGGGAACUGGCGAUAGCGCUAAAUGAAAAGGCGAAGGAGCGACUGGCAAAACAGUCGAGCGGGAAAGAGGGAGAGAAGAUAAGGAAGAGUACUGUAUCCUACAAGAGUAUAAGCCAGAUGCCAAGGGAGAACGAAGUGAAAGAGUUAAAACUUUAUGUUGAUCGGAAAUACGAAACAGUAAUUUUGCCGAUAUUCGGCAUUCCAGUACCAUUCCACAUUUCGACAAUAAAGAAUAUUUCACAGUCGGUUGAGGGUGAUUAUACUUAUUUGAGAAUAAAUUUCUUUCACCCCGGAGCCACUAUGGGUAGGAACGAGGGAGGGAACUAUGCACAACCAGAUGCCACCUUCGUAAAAGAAGUGACAUACCGAAGUACAAACACAAAAGAGCCAGGCGAGAUAUCCCCCCCAUCGUCGAAUCUAAACACUGGCUUCCGGCUCAUAAAGGAAGUUCAAAAGAAAUUCAAAACAAGAGAAGCAGAGGAGAGGGAAAAAGAAGAUCUAGUUAAGCAAGACACACUGGUUCUCUCGCAGAGCAAAGGGAAUCCUAAGUUGAAAGAUCUGUACAUCCGACCUAAUAUUGUUACGAAGAGAAUGAGUGGUUCUUUAGAAGCGCACGCCAACGGUUUCCGGUUCACGUCCGUGAGAGGAGAUAAAGUCGAUAUACUCUACAAUAAUAUUAAGAACGCAUUCUUCCAGCCUUGUGAUGGUGAAAUGAUUAUAUUACUGCAUUUCCAUUUGAAGCACGCUAUUAUGUUUGGUAAAAAGAAACACGUGGACGUCCAAUUCUAUACGGAAGUGGGUGAGAUCACGACGGAUCUUGGCAAACACCAGCAUAUGCACGACAGGGACGACCUCGCCGCUGAGCAGAGCGAACGAGAGCUGAGGCACAAGCUGAAAGUCGCGUUCAAGAGCUUCUGCGAACGAGUUGAGAAUAUGACCAAGCAGGAGGUUGAGUUCGACACGCCAUUCAGAGAGCUAGGGUUCCCCGGUGCACCGUUCCGUAGUACAGUCCUCUUGCAACCGACAUCUGGUGCGUUAGUUAACCUGACUGAGUGGCCACCGUUUGUCAUCGCUCUCGAAGAUGUGGAAUUAGUUCAUUUUGAGCGAGUCCAAUUCCACUUGAAGAACUUCGAUAUGGUUUUCGUCUUCAAAGACUAUGCCAAGAAGGUCGCCAUGCUGAACGCUGUGCCUAUGAACAUGCUGGAUCAUGUUAAGGAAUGGCUUAAUUCGUGCGACAUUCGUUAUUCAGAAGGUAUUCAGUCCUUGAAUUGGACGAAAGUCAUGAAAACAAUAACAGAUGACAUCGAGGGCUUCUUUGACAAUGGUGGGUGGUCCUUCCUCGAUCCGGAGUCAGAUGCAGAAAAUGAACAUCAGGACGAUGAAUCAGAAGAAGAAGAUGACGCCUACGAGCCAACCGACGCCGAGUCCGAAGAAGAGUCUGAAGACGAUUCUGAGUAUGACUCGGAAGCGUCGGACGCAUCUGACGCGUCUGGUGAUAGUGAAGAAGAGGACGAAGAGUCGGGAAAGGAUUGGUCGGAUCUCGAACGAGAAGCGGCUGAAGAAGACAAAAAGGAGCGCACCUUCGACAGGGGCGACGAAUACGAGCGGAAAAGGAAAGGAGGCCGGGAUCAUCCACGUUUUGCAGACGACGGCAAGAAGAGUAAACACGACAAACAUAAGAGUUCCAGCUCCAAUCACAAGAGUUCCAGUUCGAACCACAAGAGUCCAUCUAAACAUAGUAGCAGCAGCCCCUCGAAAAACCGCGACAAAAAUCACAAGUCAUCGCACUCAAGCGAUCGUGGGCACAAGUCGUCGCACAGUGACCGCGACAAGCACAGCAAGUCAAAUGGCGACCACAAGAAACACUCCAGUGAUCGCGAUCACAAAUCGCACAAGCGGUCGCGCGAUGACAGUAGAGAGCAUGGCCGGAGUCCUAAGAAAGCAAAGAAAUAA
Molecule: messenger RNA, 3267 nt
Organism: Leptosia nina
Lineage: Eukaryota; Metazoa; Arthropoda; Insecta; Lepidoptera; Pieridae
Source: the annotation of a GenBank genome assembly